Tripterygium wilfordii is the source of this 1818-nucleotide messenger RNA. RefSeq names its product SHUGOSHIN 2-like. Lineage: Eukaryota; Viridiplantae; Streptophyta; Magnoliopsida; Celastrales; Celastraceae. The record is from RefSeq and is a predicted model, not a curated record. Gene Ontology annotation, biological process: maintenance of meiotic sister chromatid cohesion; meiotic sister chromatid segregation. Gene Ontology annotation, cellular component: chromosome, centromeric region. The transcript has 11 exons. Bases 167 to 1426 code for a protein of 419 amino acids.
UAUAGGCUCGGACUUUGGUUCGGAAAUCCGAUCAUACCGUUGAUCCCCGAAAACGAACGUAAUUUCCAUAUUUACCCUUCAUUUUGUAUUUUCUCUUCUGGAUCCUAAUUUCCCCAACACCGCCAGAAGGAGAUCGGCAAAUUGGGAUUUUAGCUAAAUCUCAACCAUGGACGGCGACGCAGUUCUUGGCGUAGAAAGUUGCGGUGGUGUUGCAGGCAACAACAGAAAAGCAGAGAAAAUGGCAGUACCAAGGAAGAGGCUUGCUGACAUAAGCAAUGUACCACAGCAGCCUAAAUCAGCUACGCUUGAUGCAAAGAAACAAUCCAUUUCUUUUGACACCAAACAGUAUAUAGACAAGCUGCAAAUGGAAAAGGUGGCACUGAUCAAAGUACUAGCAGACAGAAAUAAAAUCAUUGAGUUGAGUGGAAUCGAGUUACAGAAACUAAGAAUCAAUUUGCAGAAAGUGCAGCAGCAGAAUUUGCAGCUGGCUAAGACAAACACCCAAAUGUUUGCGGAACUGAAUUCAGGUAAAGAUAGGCUAAAAGCACUUCAGCAUGAGCUUGGAUGCAAAAAUGGAUUGCUUAAUGCAAGAAAACUAGAAAUGGAGAAAGCAAAGAUAGUAAAACGUCAAACCUAUGGGAAUAAGGUAGAAACAAUCAAGUACAAUGAGGCUUGGGACUCCUCUCAAGCAGACAAGGGUGAGGAUAAGCCUUGUGGUACAAAGAAAAGGCGGCCAUCGAAAGUUCAAUCUUUGGGCAAUCCUACUGUUAAAAUGGUUGAAGCUAAAGAUAAGGUUGAUGAUAAGAGGCGCUCGUCAAGAAGGCAAUCCGCUAGGUUUAAAUCAGAAGGGGAACCAUCAGAAGAUGUGUUGGAAGUUGAUGACACCAAAUUUCCUGUUGCUACUCUAGGCAAUGGUUCUGUGGUUGAAACCGGUCCAGCAUCAGUGAGUGUAUCAGACAAAGAUGAACCCGAUGCAAAUAGUCUUUCCCCUGAAAAUGAAGCUCAAGAUUUUGGAUGGUCAUCAAUUGAGAGGCCCACAUGUCAGGCAGCUAAGAAGGUUCAUUCAUGCAAGGAAGCUUCUCUUAAGGUUGAAGCUAAAGAUAAGGUUGAUAUUAAGAGGCGCUCUUCACGAAGGCAAUCUGCUAGGUUUAAAUCACAAGGUGAAACCUCGGAAGACGUGUUCGAGAUUGAUGAGACCAAAUUUCAUGUUUCUACUUUAGGUGAUGAUUUGGUGCUUGAAAACGGUCCAACAUCAGUGAGCGUAGCAGCCAAAGAUGAAGACAAUGCAAACGAUCCUUCCACUGAAGGUGAUGCUCAAGAGUUUUGUGGAAGGCCAUCAAUCGGGAGGCCCUCACGUCAAGCGGCUAAGAAUGUUCAUUCAUACAAGGAAAUUUCUCGUAAGGUAAAGAUGCGCAGAACGGAGUGAUUGGAUUGUGUUACAAACUGACUUGCAGUUUGUUGAGUAGCCUACAAGAAGAGACCGGUAAAGAUGGGAACUUCCCUGCAAGAAGAGACUGGUAAGGUCCAUGAUGGUUACUGUAAAUUUCAAAACUUGGGCAGCACUCAAGAAUACCUAGGAAUUCCCAUAAUUCUUGUAAUAGGUUCAUUUAAAUCAUCAACCCUUUUCUAGAUUCAUCAAUAGCAAACCAAUAGAAUGGAGCAUACUCAUUUUUAAGCCACCUGAGAAUGAUGAUCAUGAUAUGCCUAGUGAACAAUUUGCUACGCAUGGAAAUGGACAAGACUUCUUGCUUUGUUGACAGACUGAGCAUAUAAUGGAGUGCAUGAAUUGUGGGUGGAUUCCCUCGCACAUUCUAAGGA